Messenger RNA from Helobdella robusta, 852 nucleotides. RefSeq lists its product as hypothetical. Gene Ontology annotation, cellular component: voltage-gated sodium channel complex; plasma membrane. Gene Ontology annotation, molecular function: voltage-gated sodium channel activity. NCBI's taxonomy places the organism in Eukaryota, Metazoa, Annelida, Clitellata, Rhynchobdellida, Glossiphoniidae. Gene Ontology annotation, biological process: sodium ion transmembrane transport; neuronal action potential; membrane depolarization during action potential. The coding region runs from base 1 to 852 and encodes 283 amino acids. The transcript is spliced from 6 exons. The record is from RefSeq and is a predicted model, not a curated record.
AUGGAAACUGAAAAAGUUGACGAAGACAAAGCGGAAAUAAAGGAUAACAUAAAUCAAUCUCGAGACCACAACAAUGACAACGAAACAACCAAAGAACUCAACAUCGAGUGCAGCGACGUUCAAGAAAAAAAGAAAACGCUCAAAACAUCGACUUCGCAUUUCCACAGGCUUACAGAAGAAAGUUUGAUUCGAAUAGGGCAAAUUAUUGAAGAAGAGAAGAGCCAAAAAUUAUUGGAAAAAGCUGAUCAAGAUGCACAAAAAACAAAAAAAGCAGCCGAAAAAGAGGAGGAAGAAGAUGAUAAACCAAAGCCCGACCCUGAUCUAGAGGCCGGCAAACCACUUCCCAACAGGUACCGAAACUUCCAGCCUGAGCUAUUCGGCGUACCUCUUGAAGACUUUGAUGAAUUCUAUCACAACAGAUAUACUUUUGUGGUGUUGGGAAAAGAUCGAACAAUAUUCCGAUUCAGUGCAUCGAAAGCUUUUUUUCUGUUGAGUCCAUUCCAUCCGCUAAGACGACUUUUGUUUGUCAUGGUUGUCAUACUUGUCAAUUGCGUCUUCAUGGCGAUGAACCACGAGUUUCCAGCUGUUGAAAAUACAUUUUUGGGCAUCUACACAGUUGAAGGUUCCAUCAAGAUGUUGGCUCGUGGUUUCAUCAUGGAGGACUUCACGUACCUUCGCGAUUCCUGGAACUGGCUGGACUUCUUCGUUGUUGUCUCAGCCAUUGUUGGAAUUAAUUGUGGUAUCCAUAUGAUGGGAAUCUCAUUUAGGAUGAGUAAUCAACGCGGCAACCUCAUAAGCGCACACCUUUUGGACCAGCAGAUGUUUCUUCACAUGGAAAUUUUGUUCAAUUAG